Desarmillaria tabescens is the source of this 1050-nucleotide messenger RNA. RefSeq lists its product as uncharacterized. The record is from RefSeq and is a predicted model, not a curated record. The coding region runs from base 1 to 1050 and encodes 349 amino acids. Lineage: Eukaryota; Fungi; Basidiomycota; Agaricomycetes; Agaricales; Physalacriaceae. The transcript is spliced from 17 exons.
AUGGCAACAAAUAUUAUGACCGCUUGCGUCCCUGUAAAGUCCAGGUUUUCCCAAAGUUCCGCAGGCGGUAGCAUGUUAAAUACCGAUCCCUCGCUCUGCACUCUCGAUAAUACCCUCGGGGCAUUUGAAGUCGCAGUAACUGUCGCUUCCUUGCUUUUUGGAGGUUCUACGUUUACAGGAUUUGGAAACAUGAGCUCCUCUUCUGCGCUUAAAAAAAUAAGUCCUUAUACAUGGACUACAGUCAGUAAUGGGAACUAUCUCCUGACCUGCCCUUUAGGCCCGAUAUCAGUUGCCGAGUUUAUCGUCAACAUGUAUGCUAUUGAUGGAGCACGGAGGAUUGCCAUAUACACAGACCAAGUUAAAAUCAAGCCGUAUCUCUUAGCAUACAAUUCCCUGGGAGCCGUCGAGGAUCGCCUCCUUGCUGGAACAAUGAUGCUCUUACUGUUGGAGAGCCGAACGAGAUUCAAAAAAAUGAAUACUAUGAUUACCCGCUUGGUCGAUGAUGUACUGUGUAAACACAGGGAUCUUUACAAGGCACGCGACGUAGUAUCCUCAUGUCUGACUAUGCCUGACGUCUUGAUAAUGCAGCAUGGUAGCCCUUCUCACAAUUAUCACGCUGGCCAUCUGAGACGAAACCAUGAUCGACCAUCCGUUCUACCUCACCGCUUCCAAUUAUAUAUGAUCACUAACUCAAGCAUGUUUACUCCAGUGUACGGCGCCUGGCUCUUCGGAAUGCUCAACGCUCGCAACGGCAUCCGAAACGGGACGCCGAAUAAUGGAUACUCCUCUAACGAGAUCUCAUUCUCCUUAGCUCGAAGUGCACAUACAGCUGCGGCGCCAAUUCAAAGUUUAUCUACGCAUUCUGUGGACGCCAAGCCGAGUCAUAUUAUGGUCAGCGUGUCUAGGGAGACUGAUGGUGAUACUGAGCGAUCACUGGGUAAAGAACAUGAGUAUCAGGCCAUGCAAGGUGAAGACGCAGCGACGAAUUUCCUUAUUCGUCUCACGGGAAUCAACGAUUCUCGUACCUGUAUUUCCUUCCUAUUCGUGUAA